AUGGCUGCCACAAUGCGAGAUGGAUCACGGCUAGCCCGUGCGGUCGGCACAAAGGGCUCAUCACUUUGGCUACCCACAUCAGCAUCAUCAGCCCCCCGACGAUGGGCAUCUUCCGAAACCUCCAAACCUGCCCCUGAUCUGGCCGAUCUCGAAUCAAGCUCCGGCUUUGCCAUCCCUGGCCCCGAUGAGGCCACUGUCAAGUCCUUCAACACGGCCAAGCGUGUAGAGGACAGGCCGCAGCAGCUUCCUGGAAAGAGAUUCCAAUACCAUCCGCCCAAGUUCGACCGUGGCCCCCUCCACCCCAUCCAGUCGCCGCCUUGCACCGAUCCUACAGCCCGCGACUUCGUUCCCGGGCCUUUCAACAACCCUCGUCUCAAGCAGACGUACGAUUCGACAAUCGCCUCCGACCUGCUGACGCUGGCGUACAUGCACAAGGUGCCCGGCACCGUCGUCACACCAAAGCCCGAUCGCCUGCGUGAGUGGGACGAUUCGUCUCCUUACAACAUCAACCGACCGCGUCGUGGCCCCAGAGGUGCCGCGAACCUUGAUCUUCUCGAGAAGAACAUUACUUUCCGCAACAUCCCCGAGAUUAGCGCCGUCUCCAUCACCGCAUUCAUGCCUACUGCGGCUAAGUUGCCACAGACGCUCCCAGUUAUGCGGUCCGCUAUCCAGGCCAUCACCGGCAGCACUCCCACGACUGUGAAGAUGAAGGACAGCGUCUCGCAGUGGAAGGUCAAGGAAGGUGACCGUGUCGGUGUCAAGACAACGAUUCACGGGCCUGCGGCGUUGGAGUUUGUGGACAAGCUUGUCAACAUCGUCCUGCCUAAGAUCAAGGACUGGCCUGGAAUCAAGGCCAGUACCGGAGACGGCAACGGAAACCUGGCGCUCGGUCUGCGACCUGAUGACAUGGCGUGGUUCCCGGAGCUUGGGGUGAAUUACGACAUGUACCCAGCAAGACUCCUCCCUGGUUGCCGCAUCUUCAUCCACACGACAGCCACAUCUGACAGGCACGCCCGCCUGCUGUUCCAGGCCCUUGGAUUCCCCUUUUACGGAAAGGUCAAGGAUUUUUAG
Molecule: messenger RNA, 1071 nt
Organism: Verticillium alfalfae VaMs.102
Lineage: Eukaryota; Fungi; Ascomycota; Sordariomycetes; Glomerellales; Plectosphaerellaceae
Product: mitochondrial 54S ribosomal protein YmL7/YmL5
Exons: 3
Coding region: 1-1071 (356 amino acids)
Biological process (GO): translation
Cellular component (GO): cytosolic large ribosomal subunit; ribosome
Molecular function (GO): structural constituent of ribosome; RNA binding
Source: RefSeq, a predicted model, not a curated record